AUGAUUUUGUCACCCGCCGAACGGUCCUAUCUCUACGACUCCCUCAUCCAAAAACCAACCAUCAGACCCGAUUCUCGGGCGGAGCAUCAAAUGAGGCCCUUGGAGGCAAAAACUUCUUUUCUUCCUGGGUCUAAUGGAUCUGCUAGAAUUAGAUUAAUGGAUGGAAGUGAAUGCAUUGUGAGCGUAAAGGCCAAGGUAGUUGUCGCAGCCAAGGAAGCAAACCUUAUUGAAUGCGACGUUGAUGUGGUAGGAUUCCGUGAUAAUUCGAAUUUCGUUUCCAACUUGAAGUUUAACUUGACCAAUCUCUUGCAACAAAACUUUCCUAGUGAUUACUUAAGAUUAACAUCCAAAUAUUCAUUCAAACUUUUCAUCGAUUGCAUUGUCAUAAGUCACUCAUCAUACCCAUUAACCUUAAUAUCAUUAACUUCUUAUUUGGCUCUCAAAACUACCAAGUUACCAUUGUUGGUGAGUGAAACCAAUGACGAAGAAAUUGCAGAGUUACCAACUUUUUCAGACGACUGGGAUAAUGCCAAGCCUAUUGCAGACUACUUCAAAGGGAAAGGUAAGGAAUUCCAACCACCAAUUUUCAUAACUUUAGGUUACGUUGGAAGCAAUUUAAUCUUUGAUCCUUCAGUUGAAGAAGAACAAGUUUUGGAAAACGGCUUGAUCGUCACAUUUUACAAUAACAAGGUCAUCACACCAAUAGCCAACAUGAACUUGGCUGUCAAUUCCAAUAACUCCAACUUCAAGGGAUUAAACCAAACUGCCAUCAUCAAAAGUAUUCAAAUGGGAAACAAGUUUGGAGGUGCUAUAAUUAGAGCUUUAGAUGCUUUGAUAGAGCAAGAUGAUGAUAAUGAUGCUAUAUUUUGA
Molecule: messenger RNA, 870 nt
Organism: Suhomyces tanzawaensis NRRL Y-17324
Lineage: Eukaryota; Fungi; Ascomycota; Pichiomycetes; Serinales; Debaryomycetaceae
Gene: RRP42
Product: exosome non-catalytic core subunit
Exons: 1
Coding region: 1-870 (289 amino acids)
Biological process (GO): nuclear mRNA surveillance; nuclear polyadenylation-dependent mRNA catabolic process; U4 snRNA 3'-end processing
Cellular component (GO): cytoplasmic exosome (RNase complex); nuclear exosome (RNase complex)
Source: RefSeq, a predicted model, not a curated record